UUUCUGAGCAGAUUUCCGUUCAGAAGGAGGUUUGUGGAAACAUCUUGCCAAACAGAAGUCAGUCUAGAUGAGAGAUCAAAAGGAAAAAAGUUUAACAUAUCUGAGCUGUGGGUGUCAAUAUCAUUCCGAAACACAGCGCUUUAUUUUUUGUGAUUCCUCUAUUGGCAUAACACGUGCACGUGACAACCCUGAUCACAACACUUUAUCCGUUAGUGAAUCUUUUAUUAAAGUAACGCAUAAUCACAACGCUUUUUUAAGAGAGGCUGGGCUAAGAUAGCCCACGAGAGCAGUGGUGUAACGUUGCCUGUUGGCGCCCCCCCCCCCCCCCGAAAAGGUUCCCCCUGUUGGCGCCCCCUCCCCUUUUGGUGCCCCUCCCCAAAAUUGAACAAAUUAGGUGAUUUUAGAGAAUACGCCGGUAAAAUCUCUAAAAAAGUGUGUAUCUAGAGCGAAACGCACAGUUUUGCUAGUACUUUAGUUAAGUUUUCGAAAUUGUCCCACAUUCAAACGACUGAAGACGGCGCCCCCCUGCACAGCGGGGUCAGCAGGGCCCUUCGUUACGCCACUGCACGAGAGGACAGCAUUGAGAUGCUUUGCCUACCUGUUGGGUGUGGUAACCCUGCAGGGGAAGGUUUUAGUAAGACAAAAUUUAAAAGUGACUUAAGUCAAAAUGAUACGCUUAAGUGCCAGCUGGGUUUGGAAAAGUAGAAUGAGACGAGACAGCAUAUGCAUUUACUCUAUGUCAUCCCGGUCAUCACAACCCUUUAUCCGUAGUGAAUCCUCUAAUAACGUAACACAUGAUCAAAACGCUCUAUCCGUUGGCGAGUCCUCAAGUAACGUAAAACGUAAACACAACGAUUUAUCUUUUAUCGUGAUGAAUUUAUUUUUUAUUACCACGUGAUCAUGAUAAACCCCCACGUUUAUCACUUGGGGGUUUUAGGGAUAGUGUUAGUCACGUUUAUACAUGCAUUGUUAGAUAUUUAAUUAGUCGGUGGUGUUUAAGGGUUUCCUAAGGAUUUUAAGAACUUUGCUACUAUUAUGAUAAAGGAUGAAAUACCAAGUAUACGGAAGUGUAGUAAAGUGUUAUUGGACAAUUUUUAUUUGAGAACAAACACUUUUAAAUUAAAUAUUGUUGUAAUAAGAAGGGAAUGAGUUUUUCUAUUUAAGCUGUUUAGUUCACAGAAAAGCAGAUAUGGACUGCUUUAAAACUUUUAUUUUGGAAAAAGUUUUUUCAGUAACCAUUGAGAACCAGUGGCCUUUUGUAACUGCAUCUUCAACCUCAGUUUCAUUUUGAAACGUCAAGAGACUGGUAAAGUCAAAUAUUUUGUUACUUAAACAUUUUUAUUCAUAUUUUGAAGGGUAGUAAUUGUUUAGAUCUUAAACUUCAUACGAAACUAUUAGUGCUUUUAAUAGCUUGUUAGCAGGGUAGAAUUUGUUAGGUGUGUUUCUAAAAAAUGUUCUGUUGGAAAUUAAAGUUUUUGAUCUCUACUAUUUAUUGUUAUUAAAAUGCUCAUUGUAGCCAGUUAUUUUUAAAAGACUUUCAUCAUUGGUGAGCGUAGCUUCUCUGUGGUGGCUCCAAAGAUCUACAAUCGUCCGCCUGAUACCAUUUCAUUGGCUCAAUCACUGCAAUCAUUUAAAGCUUUUCUUAAAACUUUUCUGUUUAAACUGCCCCUUCAUGAACUUGAAAAACUUUAUCGAUAAUAUAUUUUGGUCAAUAUUGGUGUUUGAUUUUUACAUAUAAGUAUCAUUUUCUGUCAUCAGACUUAGCGAUAUAUUUUCAAGCAUUAUCUUAUUCAAGUACUUUUCUGGGAUGUAUAAGUUUUAUCAUAAAAGUGGUGUUAUUAUUUCAUUAGGAUUUGUAGUAUAGGUAGGUUUGUGGAAAAAACCGUUGGAAUAGAUUAGUAUAGAUUAGUAGUUUUGCGGAGUAGGUUUAUCAAUAGUUUUACGGAGUUAGUAGCACAUGAAGGUCUGGUGGGCAGUUUAAGUGGUUUAGAGUGGUGCAUCUGUGGCGCGUGGUACCACAUGGUUUGCCAUGUGGUACGGUAUCACAUGACACAGUGCAGUCACUGUUUGUGGCAGUUCGGGAGUAACACGUUUGAUUCAGUUUAAGCAAUUAACUGCUCAUUACCCAAGUUAUGAGUGGUUUACAAGCAACUUAGCGUUCAGUUGACGCCAAAAAUAAAUAUUUGGGGUAUAAAAAGCUCCAGGGGGUACCAAAUGUUAACAUUACGCCUCUGCAUUAGAGCCUAACAGCUGCUUCCUUGUACUGGGUUAAUCACAGUUUUUGUCCUGGGCUCAGCCUGCGUGCAAGCUUCUUUUGUCCUGGGCGCAGGCUGUUGAAUGAUAAAAUUGUAUGGUUUAUUUACGUUGUUACAUAUUUCGUUUAGUAUUUCAAAUCUGUAUUUUAUUUAAUUCAAAUAACCCAAAUCGUUCUCCCGUUAGCACAAAUCCGUCAAAUAUCAGAAUCUGUGAAGAUGGCCAGUGGUAUAGAUUCAGGCUUCGUGGACAUGGCCGGAUUUAACAGGUGUCUACAAGCGCUGGGGAUGGAGACUGUGUCUAGCCAGGAGGAGUUCCAGGGGAAGCUUCAUGACGUCAGCAACUUUCACAUGGGCUGGAUCAAUGAGAGAAAUGCGCUGGAGGAGAGAUGCUCCAAGAUGCAGGCUGACUCAAACAACUAUCUGAACAUGAUGGACCGAUUACAGGGGGAGUUAGAGGCAGUCAAACGGGAGCUGACAGCAGUCGGAGAAAAGGAACGACAAACACGAGUCAAAAACAAACAUCUCGCCUCCAGACUCAAACAAGAAGAAGAUGAGAUGAAGCGGCUCACACUGAUGAUGGAGCACAAACAAGACCAUUUCAAUCACGACAUCAGGAAAAAGGAGCGCGAAACCUUACAGAUGAAGGAACGUCUAUCCAAGAAAAUUAUGGAAAAGAAGACCGAAAAAGGAACUCAGCAAGUGUUGAACACAAUGCCCCGGACCACGACCGGACGGAGGGCCCAGUGGGGAGACGACCCUAGAGAGGAGCUGUACAAACAGCUUGUAGAGGAGCAGGAGGAGAGAAAUAAGGAGCUGUUUGAGGAGAACGACCACCUCAGACACUGCUUGGCGAGUCUGGAAACAGAGCUGAUCAACGUCCUGAACUCCGGUGACAAGGAUGAGAGCUUUUUGGAGGAAGUGGACCUGGACCCAAAGAUAAUAUCUCACAUCAACAUGCCUUACACCGUCGUACAGAACACCUUUAAGAGCUCUAUUGACGAUAAGAUCGAACUUAUUAAGGAAAAACAUCGCCGUAUGGCUUGUAACAAAGAGGCAGAAGAAGAGAUAGCAUCUCUCCGUAAGGCAGUAGAAACCCAACAACUCACGUUGACCGAGCAAAUGGUCGCGCUGGAAGAUUGCACGUGCAAAGAAGAGCGACAAAAUUACUCCGACGCACACGACGCUGAACUUGAAUCAAGGUUCCAGCAGUUGAUGGAGGAGACGGAUCGUAUUGAGAAGGGAAGAGAGGACCUGAAAAAAGAAAAAGAAGAUCUCAGGAUAUUGGAGAACAAGAUUAAAGACGAUCACAAGCGAUUCAGAGAAGAACGAACCCAGCUGUUCGAAAGCAACCUCCUCGCCACCCCCAACCUGGCCUCCAUCAAACGAGAAAACAACCAUCGACAUGACAACAGACACGAAACAAGAACCCCCGAGUCCCCCAUCACUAUAACAGAGGUAGCUCGACCUGGUCUGCGUGAGGGACAUCUCUACUUCUCUCCGGCCCCCUCGGAGACACCCAGCCACCUCACAACGCCUCCCCCCACUCAGAACACUCACAUCGCUUCUACUGACGAGUUUAACAGAGAACUUUCCAGACUUGAUCUUUCAAACUUGCACGGGAAGAUUCUCAACGAGAAUAAUCUAAACGGAAGUAUGACUGACAGCAAGAGUGUAAGCAGUGAAGUUAAAGACUGCAGUAUGGAGAGUAGUAGAGACCUGUUCCACGUCAAACAGUCCCUCAUCAACCAGUACAUGAACACUCCUGUUUGAGAGUGAUGUUUGGGAGUGUAAAAUGAGUAAUUUUUCAUUUUGUUAUUGUUUGGACUAGUCCUGAAAUUUUAAAAAAUGUUUGGAUUGAUGUUACACAGUGAAUAACUAGUACAGCUAGUGCCUAGCACUGUACCCCUAGCGCUUAGCACUGUACCACGGAUGUGAAAAACUUGCCUUUGAAUUUCUAGCUUUUAGUGGCCAUCUUUUCCAGGCUGAGGUAUAGCAGCGCUUCAGCGAUGGUUUAUAAUCGAGGCUAUUAACUUUAUCAUUAUUAUUUAAUUUUUUCCUUUUCACCCUUUUGAAAAAAGGCAAUAGUGAAAGGUUACGAAUGGAGGUUUUUGCAGAAAAACGUGGAUUUUGGAGAACGAGAUAGGUGGGUUUAAAUAUGUCGUGUGUCCUUCCUUCCGUUCGUUACCAUGCAACAAAAAGUUGGGCGCGCGCGAGGAUUGCUUGCGGAGAUGUGAUGUAUAGUAGCCUGCGCCUGUGAUCUAUGAAUGCGCGGCGCGACUGUGUUUUAAUGUAUAUGAUGCAUGUAAUGUAUAAUAUUACUAUUAGGUAAUACGCCCAAUUUGUACGUGGCACGCGUAGUGUAUUGAUGUGUACACGAGUAUAGUUUACAUUUGCUGAUAAUUUCUUGAAUUACAGAUACAAGUUAAGUUCUACGGUAAUUGAACUGAAUUUCAAGUGUUUCCCGUAUUUGAUGCAUAAUUUAUCAAUAUUAUUAUCUUGAAGAUUGAAGUGAGCUGAUUGGAGCUUAUACUUAAAUUUAUAGUAAAUGUGAAAUGGAAAUCUAGCGUCCGCCAAAACGAAACAACGGGCGCAAUUCUUGUUGGAUUUGAAAUGGAUUUUUGAAAACAAUCUGGGAUUCCAGAAAAUUCAUAACCAAAAUUUGAGAUUGACGAAAAUAAAUGAAAGUAAAACAGUAGCGGAACUAAGAAGAUGGUUUACGUUUGAUUUCGAUGAUCGCUCAAAUUAUCGUAUCAACAAUUACAAAUUAAGAAACUGUUGACAUAUUAUUAUGUCAGCCCCCGACGGAGUUGACCCUAAUAAUAUUUCAGCGCCAGCAUUUUUUCCGUUUCCAAUCUCCCCUCCUCCUCUAAUCCUUUGUGCCGACGUAAUAUGUUUGUGCGAUCCAGCUAAAUGUAUUGAGUAUUAAAACGGCUGAACUGAGUAAAGAAUACUAUUACUGCUACAGUUUAAAUCGAUAUAUUUGACAUCGAUGAAUACGGAUAUUUAUCACAAUCGCUUAGUAAGUCAUGAUAGCUAAUAUUAAUUCAAGCAUUGGAAAAUUUAGCGUUUAUAUUUGGGAUAUUUCAAAAAAUGUGAGGUUGUAAGUCUAGAACCAGUGUUGGCUUGUUGUUGGAACAAGAUUUUGCGGGUUUUUCGCAUUUUGUUUUAAAUAAUUCAAUAUCAAUAAAAUCAAUUGUUAUUUAUACUAUUUGUAAGACUUUUUGUUCGAGUUUGUAGUUCAAAUUUAACGUACCCAUUCCCUCCCAAAAUUUUGUGAAUAAUGCCUCUGUAUGUGUGUUAUCACCUCAUCCUCUGCACACUCCAUGCAGUGCGCAGUGAGGCUUAUUGUUAUGAAUUAGAACUGGAAGAAGAAGCUGCGAUAGCAUCCGAUAUAAAACGUAAAAAAACUAUAAUCCGUCUGCAAGGGUCCUUACUUCGACCUCAGCUCCGUGCCAAGUUCCAACUGUACGGACCCCUACUAGUACUAUACAGUUUCACCUACCCGGUUACCUAGCUUGCAGUUGCUAGUCUAUUGCUCGCUCCGCUCACUGUUCAGGAACAAGGAAGCUUGAAAAGUGAAAAAGCGCCGCACAGAGAUUUGCGAGCCAGGUAACCCUACGUCAUGCACACAGCACAGGGGGGCUGAAACCAAGUUUUUGGUCUAAUGUUGCCAUUUGUAGUCAAACUUCACCAAAAGCAAUUAACCUCAUGAUACAGUUGCUCUCGUCCAAUGAAAUCGAUGCAUUAUAUUGAUUGACUUCACAUAGCCAUUUGAAUUUUGUAUACGCGUAAGCUGCGUGACGCGCUUGUUUCACUGCAAGCGAGAGGGCUCUGGUACGUUAGUAGAGCAAAUAGCCAUCGAUAUGGAGUUGAAGCGAAUCCGGCAAUUUUACUGGUUUACUAGCCUUUGGUUUGAAAUGCAUAUAACAGCACUUUGACAUGUUGAUGUAAAGUUUGUUAAGGAUCAUAUACUUUUUAUACAGCUUAGCAAUUUGUUGCCUUUCUCAUAAGCUUCUUCUAAAGUUUUGCCAUCAAUAAAAAUGUUGGUGUCGUCAGCAAAUAGUAAUAGUAUGAAGGUUCCUAAAUCCGAGGAAUUGGCAAUAUCAUUUAUGUAUAGAAGAAAAAGGAGCGGUCCCAAAACAGAGCCUUGUGGAACUCCAUAUUUAAUGAUAACGUUUUCGGAUUUUUCAUUAAGGACUUCUGUGUACUGUGUUCUAUUUGAUAAGUAGCUUUUAAUAAGACAGUUUGCAUUGCCUCUUAUUCCAUACCUAUCUAGUUUUGUUAGGAGUGUACUAUGGUCGAUUGUAUCAAAUGCUUUACUCAAAUCUAUAAAUAUUCCUAGAACAUGAUUUCGUUUUUUAUGCUCUCUUCAAUAAUCCUAACAGAGUAGUUAACAGCAUGGCUAGUAGAAUGGGACUUGCGGAAGCCAAAUUGGUUUUCAUCAAGGAUAUUUUGCGACAGAGCGAAACUGUAGAUACGGCUGUAUAUCACUUUUUCAAAUAUCUUACCAAAUAUAGGCAGUGUAGAGACAGGUCUGUAGUUUCCUACAUCCUCUUGGUUUCCUUUCUUAAAUAUGGGAGUAACUUUCCCAACUUUCAAAACAUCGAGAAAUAGCCCGCUCAUCAUGAGUUUGUUGAAAUGUUGGGCUAAAACAGGGCAGAUUAAAUGAGCUGACUUUUUGAUUAUACGGAUUGGGAUAUCACUAGAUUUGCCAUUUUCCAACUUGGAAAUUAUUUCCAUGAGCUCAGUAUGUGAACAGUCAGUUAGGAAUAUAGAGUUAUUGUUGGAUGGCAGAAGGUAGUCUUCAAAUGUUGAAAAUUCAGAAGCCUGUAUAGGCAGGUCAGCUAUUGAUUCAUUUAGAGUGGAGGCAAUGGAGUUAAAGUAUUUGUUGAACUCGUUUGCAAUAACCCUUCUAUCUGUUAUUUUUCUGUUGUCGAUUAUAAAUGAGAGUUUUAUAGACUUUUUACACUUCCCUCUAAGUUCAUUAAUGAUCUGCCAUGUCUUCUUACGGUCGUGCUUAUUUUCUAUGAUUUGGUUGCAAUAAGAGUAAGUAUUUUUUGCAGAGUUAAUUACAGAUUUGAGGAUCCUUCGGUAUACCUUGAAGGUUUUUUCGAGAACAUGGUCUCCAUCAGGGUUUGCCUUAGUUUUAGAUGUAAUCCAGUUUUAAUUCAUGUUCUUUUUUUCAACGGCUGCUGAAAUACUAUCUGUUAUCCAGCUGGGGUUAUUGAUAGGAUUCCGUUUAGUAGUUUUUGGCCUUACAAGUUUGCAUGUUGCAUCAAGUACAUGAUCAAAUAAUUUAGUAAAAUCUGAGAAUUCAUGAGAAGUGUGGAGCUUUGAGAGGUCAGUGUUCAGUAGGGUUAGGAAUUUAUUAAGGUUGGCAUUACUGAAGUCGUAGUAGUAGUACUGGACAUGUUUUUCACUUUUUGGACCAACCUCAAAUUCGAUGUCAGUGAAUUCAAAUGUUGGAGCAUGGUCACCAAUUCUAUGGAGUGAUCAGCGAUCGCCAGCACCGGAAUUGUGAUCGAUAGUCGAAACAAUAUUAUACAUUUUUACGGUUAUAAUGAAGCUAAAAGUAAUAACAAAUGUUGAUAAAUCAUAUUUUCAAAAACAUUAAAAAGAACUCGCAGCCAGGCAUGCCUGAUAACAUUAUGAACCCAUAUUUUUUUAAACCUGAUAUAUAUAUAUUAUAUUCAUCCAAAAUAUGCAUAUUUAAGUUAAUUUGAGUCCUUGAAAUGUGGCUGCGUUUUUAAUGUACUAUUUUUCAAUAAUGUCCGGUAUCGCGAUGCAGUCCUUUUUGAAUCAUCCUAUCAGCAUA
Bolinopsis microptera is the source of this 8070-nucleotide messenger RNA. Its product is annotated as afadin- and alpha-actinin-binding protein B-like. Gene Ontology annotation, biological process: intraciliary transport involved in cilium assembly. The record is from RefSeq and is a predicted model, not a curated record. Gene Ontology annotation, cellular component: centriolar satellite; ciliary basal body. The transcript is spliced from 12 exons. Lineage: Eukaryota; Metazoa; Ctenophora; Tentaculata; Lobata; Bolinopsidae. Bases 2472 to 4025 code for a protein of 517 amino acids.